UUCCCCCUCGGGCUCCGAGGACCCCGUCCUGGCCCGACCGGUCUCGGCCUGCGACCUCCGCGAAGCCGUCGGUGCCACUCCCUGCCCAUGUGGGCCCCCGCGGGCUGCCCACGCCUGGGCCCAGGCUCCCCGCUCCGCUGGGCUUCCCCCUUGCCGGGGGUGGCGUUCUGAGCCGCCCGCUCCGUGCCCCUCUCUGCAGCUUCUCCUGCCACUCGGGGCCCCCGUUUCCCCUCCCGGCGGCGGGGGGCUGCCCCCGGGGGGCUGGCGGAGCUGGGCCGCGGGGGCCCCGGGGCCGGCGGUGCCGGGGUCAUCGGGAUGAUGCGGACGCAGUGUCUGCUGGGGCUGCGCACGUUCGUGGCCUUCGCCGCCAAGCUCUGGAGCUUCUUCAUUUACCUUUUGCGGAGGCAGAUCCGCACGCCCUUACUUCACCCUGGCUUUCCUGAUGCCCUGUCAGUCUGCCUGGCGGGUAGGGCUUUCCAGUGCUCUCUGUCUGGCCUUGGUACCUGGGUAAUUCAGUACCAAACUGUUCGAUAUGAUAUCCUUCCUUUAUCUCCUGUGUCCCGGAAUCGGCUGGGCCAGGUGAAGAGGAAGAUCCUGGUGCUGGAUCUGGAUGAAACGCUUAUCCACUCCCACCACGAUGGUGUCCUGAGGCCCACGGUUCGGCCUGGAACGCCUCCUGACUUCAUCCUCAAGGUGGUAAUAGAUAAACAUCCUGUCCGGUUUUUUGUACAUAAAAGGCCCCAUGUGGAUUUCUUCUUAGAAGUGGUGAGCCAGUGGUAUGAGCUGGUGGUAUUCACAGCAAGCAUGGAGAUUUAUGGCUCUGCUGUGGCAGACAAACUGGACAACAGCAGAAGCAUUCUCAAGAGGAGAUACUACAGACAGCACUGCACUUUGGAGUUGGGCAGUUACAUCAAGGACCUCUCUGUGGUCCACAGUGACCUCUCCAGCAUUGUGAUCCUGGAUAACUCCCCAGGGGCUUACAGAAGCCAUCCAGACAAUGCCAUCCCCAUCAAGUCCUGGUUCAGUGAUCCCAGUGACACAGCCCUUCUCAACCUGCUCCCGAUGUUAGAUGCCCUCAGGUUCACCGCUGACGUUCGUUCUGUGCUGAGCCGAAAUCUUCACCAACACAGGCUCUGGUGACAGCUGCUCCCCCUCCACCUGAGUUGGGGUGGAGGGGAAAGGGAGGGUGAGCCCUCGGAUGCUGUCUGAUUCCCUGUCCAAUGGUGAGGACUGCCUGGGCAGGGUCUGCCCUUCCCACCCCUCUCUGCCCUGAGAGCCCUGCACUCCACUUGGAGUCUGGAUGGAUGCGUGGGCUGGACUCUGAAGCAGCCUCACCCUAACUUCGUGUUCACGCUCCCUGGAAACCCCAGACUGGGACACAAGCCAAGGCCUAGGAGAGCCGAAAAGAAACUGUGGAAAUGCAGAACUGGCCAGAGUGAGCAACAGGCCGAUCCGGGAAGCUCAAAGAGAAGCCAAGCCAGCUUUGUUGUGAUUUGAUUUUUUUAAAAACUCUUGUAUAAAACUGAUUUAAUUCUUCACUCCUGCUCAAGGGCUGGGCUGUGGGUGGGAGACUGGGGUUUUGGGCUACUGGGUUUUUCCCAAACUUGUCCCCCUUUCUUUCCCUCUAUUUUUCUCUUUUCUUAGAUUCCCUUAAACCUGUAACCAACUCUCUUUUUCUUCUUUCUUUUCUUUUAAACCAUGCAUUAUAACUUUGAAA
Molecule: messenger RNA, 1717 nt
Organism: Choloepus didactylus (southern two-toed sloth)
Lineage: Eukaryota; Metazoa; Chordata; Mammalia; Pilosa; Megalonychidae
Gene: CTDNEP1
Product: CTD nuclear envelope phosphatase 1
Exons: 9
Coding region: 316-1140 (274 amino acids)
Molecular function (GO): protein serine/threonine phosphatase activity
Source: RefSeq, a predicted model, not a curated record